UUGAAGUACAUGUAUGGUUAAGUUGUAAUAAAAAUGAAUAUUUAAAUGGGUAUUUAACGCUUGUUACAACAAAUGUCACUUAUAAAAGAGCAAAUAUUUUACAAGUUAUGAAAUGUUACAGGUCUAUUGUUGAACGAUUUCAAUGUAGUGCUCUUCAAGUGUUUAUGCAAACAUAUUGCAAUGGAGAGUACAAACUGCUACAAAACAAUUCCAAUAUGAUUUGUUUUACAAUCGUUAAUACAUCUAUAUCAUACGCUCGUUAUGUGAUUUUAAGGCCAUAUACGAGAUUUAAUACAAAGGGGAUAGACAAAUGGACGACACAGCCUCGACAGAGAAUGUUCACAGUGCAAGACAGCAGCAUAGACAUAUCUCAGCGCAGCCUCACUUUAUCAUUGGUUAGUGCUUCUGCUGGUAAUUAUUAUACAAAUCUAUCAUUUCUUAAAUUACACAAUACAACUAUAUACGGAAGAACCCUUCGUAGACAAGAGCUCUCUUUUUGUUUCCUUUACACAACAAAUAUAUUAAAAGGUACUGUAAGUAUGAACUCAUUAAUUUCUGUCAUCGAACUGCUUCUCAUGUUUUUAUUGAUAGAUAUAAUUUUAAUGAUAUAAAAACAAAAAUCAAUUAACUAUGUUGAUACAUUUCUUUACAUACCUAGCAAUAUUAUUGUAGCAUAGCAGAUAAGUAACAGCUACGAAGGGUAUUUGUAAAACAUGUAAUUUGUAAAUUAUCCACAAUGAAAUCAA
Osmia lignaria (orchard mason bee) is the source of this 746-nucleotide messenger RNA. The record is from RefSeq and is a predicted model, not a curated record. Lineage: Eukaryota; Metazoa; Arthropoda; Insecta; Hymenoptera; Megachilidae.